Ambispora leptoticha is the source of this 540-nucleotide messenger RNA. The record is from the annotation of a GenBank genome assembly. Lineage: Eukaryota; Fungi; Glomeromycota; Glomeromycetes; Archaeosporales; Ambisporaceae.
AUGAGAUCAACUUCAUCCCAUGAUCCUUCCACAAUUCCAUCAACACCAUCACCACCACCCUCAACUUCCGAAACAAUAUGGCAAAUAAUAUCCUCAGAAUCUAUUACAACCGUAAAUUUCCCUCCAUCUCCAAUUUUAACAGCUGAUGACUACGCCAUCCUUCAAAAAUACAAAAAUCACCCAUCAGUAAUUAAUCAUGCCAACACGCUCUUUAAUCAACCCUCAAGAACCGAGCAGAAUAAAUACUACCUGCCAUCCAAAAGAACUGAUUGGAGUGGUACUGCACCAAAGCCAUCAGAAGCUGCGAUGUAUAUACCUCCCGGAUCAACGAUUUAUGUAAAAAGACUUCCAUAUCUUACAGAUGAUAAACAGGAUUUUUCUGUUUUGCCUUUUAAUUUUGUUAAUAUGUCAGAUGAUGAGACGUUUCCUUUUCUUGAAACAACAGAUUCUAGGUUUAGGCAUUUAUUUUUUGUCAGUGGCAAAGAUGACGAUAAUGAUGGUGCAGAUGUAAAAAAAGAGAAACCAUUGUUGAAGGAUUAA